AUGCACCUACGGCCGCUGCCCCUCGUCGUGGUCCCAGGCUUAUUGCAGCUGUUAUUUUGUGACAGUAAAAAGGUGGUGCAUGCCACAGAGGGGCUGGACUGGGAAGACAAAGAUGCUCCAGGGACAUUGGUAGGGAAUGUGGUUCACUCAAGAAUCAUCAAUCCUCUGCGCCUGUUUGUUAAACAGUCUCCAGUCCCAAAGCCUGGACACGUGGCCUAUGCGGAGAGCAUGGAAGACUUCUGGGACUGGCUGGCCAACAUCACGGAAGUUCAGGAGCCAUUGGCAAGAACUAAGCGGAGGCCCAUAGUAAAAACGGGAAAAUUUAAGAAAAUGUUUGGAUGGGGCGACUUUCAUUCCAACAUUAAAACUGUUAAACUCAACCUCUUGAUCACAGGGAAAAUUGUUGACCAUGGAAAUGGAACCUUUAGUGUUUAUUUCCGACAUAAUUCCACAGGCCUGGGCAAUGUUUCAGUAAGUCUGGUGCCCCCCUCCAAAGUGGUGGAAUUUGAAGUUUCCCCACAGUCUUCCUUGGAGACCAAGGAAUCCAAAUCUUUCAAUUGUCGCAUUGAGUAUGAAAAAACGGAUCGGGCGAAGAAGACUGCCUUGUGCAACUUUGACCCAUCAAAGAUCUGCUACCAGGAGCAGACUCAAAGCCAUGUGUCUUGGUUGUGCUCCAAGCCCUUCAAAGUCAUUUGCAUAUACAUUGCCUUUUACAGUGUCGAUUAUAAACUUGUGCAAAAGGUCUGUCCUGACUAUAACUACCAUAGUGAGACUCCUUACUUAUCUUCUGGCUGA
Messenger RNA from Artibeus jamaicensis (Jamaican fruit-eating bat), 795 nucleotides. RefSeq names its product neurexophilin 2 (gene NXPH2). Bases 1 to 795 code for a protein of 264 amino acids. The record is from RefSeq and is a predicted model, not a curated record. Gene Ontology annotation, molecular function: signaling receptor binding. Lineage: Eukaryota; Metazoa; Chordata; Mammalia; Chiroptera; Phyllostomidae. The transcript has 2 exons.